AUCGAUAAUCAAUAAUAUACGCAUAUAUCAUUAUAACAGUAACCUCCAUUCCAACAAUUUUAUUAACAGAGUGAUUUUAUACGUAUAUGUGUCUCACAGUGGGAUAAUGGGAGGAGUUCAAGCUCUUGUCGCCGCUGAGAAAAAAGGCACAAUAACAACCGAAGAUAUAAACAACGAAAUUCUGCCCUUUGUACUAGAAUUGACAGAGCGCGACAGAAAACUGUUUAAUUUUGCAAAGAAGGAAAUCAGCAGAGAAGCCAGCAAGUUAAAUAUUAAAAACGCAACGGUCUGCAUUGAGUUUCAAGACAGAGAAUAUUGUUAUAUUGGUAGGGGAAUAAUAGAACAACAAUACAUCCGAAUAGCAAUGGAAGAUGACAAAUGCACAAUAUUUUGGGAAAGACAAUGGCCUACUAGGAAAAUAUGCCAAAGUGUGAUCAACGCAGAUCUUUCCGUUUUGUUGAAGUUCGCUGGAGUUGUUGGUCCUUUAGUGGUUGCAUAUGGAAGGAAACGAUUGCAAUGACAUAACGUAUAAUAAAAUCGACUGUUAUAUUUUUAACGUGAACAUUUUCCAAUAACAGUUAACAUUUUAAAAAUACAAAGCUUGUGUUGAACUGAUGUCUGU
Messenger RNA from Ruditapes philippinarum (Manila clam), 622 nucleotides. RefSeq lists its product as uncharacterized. The record is from RefSeq and is a predicted model, not a curated record. The transcript has 2 exons. The coding region runs from base 107 to 520 and encodes 137 amino acids. Lineage: Eukaryota; Metazoa; Mollusca; Bivalvia; Venerida; Veneridae.